Molecule: messenger RNA, 551 nt
Organism: Pocillopora verrucosa
Lineage: Eukaryota; Metazoa; Cnidaria; Anthozoa; Scleractinia; Pocilloporidae
Source: RefSeq, a predicted model, not a curated record
GAAAGGAGUGGCAUUCAAGUUGUAAAAUGAAGUUGCUUUUCGUUGUCACCUUUUUCCUCUGCAUUUCUGUUGGAUACGGCUUGAAGUGUUACAAAUGUGUGAGCACCGAAAGCUGGGAUGACUGCAACGACAUCAAAACAGAAAUGGAUUGUUCUGCCAAAUACGAUCGCUGCUAUAAAGUAUAUGCAGACGUAAAAGUUAAAGGUGCAUCCGUUGAAGAAUAUACCAAAGGCUGUUUCACUGAAGAUGAAUGCAAUACUGACCUGAGCUCUUUCUGUAAAGGCAAAGGAAAAUGUAAACUGGAUUGUUGCUCCGGUGACCUGUGUAACGUCGCCACACUACAGAAAGUCAGCGCCGCUGCUCUUAUCGCAUGCACUUUAAUGGCUUUGCUGUAUUAGAAUGAAAAGAUGCAGUUUUCUUAGUUGUUGUUGAACUUCGUAGCUAUAGACAGAACCUAAUGCAGUUGUUAUUAAUAUUUUUCGUAUGUUUCCUUUUUUAAGCAUUGCAAACAAUACCUUUAACCACGUCUUAUAAACAGAUUAUUUUGAAAA